Oncorhynchus masou masou (cherry salmon) is the source of this 3742-nucleotide messenger RNA. Its product is annotated as nexilin-like. Lineage: Eukaryota; Metazoa; Chordata; Actinopteri; Salmoniformes; Salmonidae. Gene Ontology annotation, biological process: mitochondrial fusion. The transcript has 14 exons. Bases 197 to 2902 code for a protein of 901 amino acids. The record is from RefSeq and is a predicted model, not a curated record.
UCACCCAUUAAACUUUGAGUCGUGAACGCGGCGCAGGCAUCUCCAUGCUUUGACAAAUUCGGUUUUCUAUACUUGACAUUACAUUUGUUUUAAUCCACUUUCUGCACAGAAAAAAAGUCCUAAAAUAAGGAGGAUAUUACACUGAAACAGGUAAUAUUUGAAUAGGGCUCUGUUAAUUUGUCAGCGUGGCGUGAACAUGACUGAGGUAGCACAAAAUAUUGCUGAUGUCGCACACGACAUGACUGAUGUUGCACAUGAUAUGUGUGAUGAAGCACACAAAAUGAGUGAUAAAGAGAACAACGACAACAUGAACGAGUUGCAUGGCCAUGUGGCACACAAAGAGGACAAUGUGGAACACGACAAGCAUGAUUUGGCACACAAAGACAAUGAGGCAUACAAAAAUAACGAUGUGUCCCAUGACGAACAUGAUGCGGCACAGGAAAAGAAUGAGGCGCACAGCGACAAUGAGGAAGAAGUUCACACCGAAGAGGAUGAGGUUCACACAGAGCCCGAGGAAGAGGAGGAGGAAGAAGAUGAGGCACACGACAGGAAUGAUGUGGAGCACAAAGAAAAUGAUACAGUUAAGGACAAGGCAAGGCAAAGUUCAAGAUCUAGGAAGAACAAGAACGAUGUGGCACAAAAUGGAGUGGCACAUGACAUGAACGAUGAGUCAGAGAAAGAAGAGAAGGACCAGUCACAGAACGAAUCUGAGGUAGCUCUGAAACAAAAGAGACUUCUGCGCUCCAAAAAGCCGGUGGCCAGGAGCUACGUGCCCCAGAUCGGUAAGGCUGAUGUGAAGAACAAGUUUGAGGCCAUGCAGAAGGCCAGGGAGGAGCGCAACAGUAGGAGGAGCCUAGAGGAGCACCAGAAAAGGAAGGAGCAGUACGUCAAGGAGAGAGAAUACAACCGCAGGAAGCAACAGAUAAAAGAACUACUUGCCUCCAGUGAUGAGGAGGAGGAGGUGAAGCCGGCCAAGGUAGAGAAAUCCUACGUCCCCAAGAUCACAGGCAGUGUGAAGGGGAAGUUUGCCGAGAUGGAGAAGCAGAGACAAGAGGAGGAGAGGAAGCGGAUGGAGGAGGAGAGGAAGAAGCGCGCCGCCCAGGACAUCAUGGAGAAAGCGAAGAUGCAGAAGGAGCUGGCCAAGAAAGCCGCAGAGGAGGGAGAUGACACCAUCCUGGUCCGUGUGGUGCCGGCAAAGCUGUCACGACCUCCAGGCAGGAUCAAGAUGAACUUUGAGGACCUGGAGAAGAACCGCGAGGAAGAGCAGAAGAAGAGGACAGAGGAGGAGAAGAAGAAGCGCUACAACGAGAACAGGCUCUCCUUUCGCGAGGCCAAGAGGAGCUCGGUUGUUCAGGACGAGGACGAGGAACAGCCCACAGAGAAGGAGCAGGUGACUCCUGGGAAGCUAAAAAUGACGUUUGAGGAGGCUGAGAAGGAGAGGCAGGAAUGCCUGAGAAAGCAGGCAGAGAGGGAGGCUAAACGACGUCUGCAGGACGAGAAGAAAGCCUUUGAGGAGGCCAAGCUGGAAAUGGGAGAAGAUGAGGAGGACUCACAAGGAGCUCAAGGCGAGAGAGACAUCAUCCAGCCUGGUAAACUUAGGUUGAGCUUCGAGGAGCUUGAGAAACAGAGGGUAGAGAAUGAACGCAAAGCAGCAGAGGUUGAAUACAAGAGACGAAUGGAAGAGGAGAGGAAGGCUUUCGCCGAGGCCAGGAAAAGCAUGAUAGUGGAUGAUGAUGAUGAGGUGUUGAUGGCCAUGCUGAACCUGGAGGGCAGCAAGCCAGGGAAGCUGUGUGUCAGCUUCGAGGACAAGGAGCGUCAGAGGAGAGAGGCGGAGGAGAAGAAAGCGGAGGAGGAGGCCAAGAGGAGGCUGGAGGAGGAGAAGAGGCUCUUUGCAGAAGCCCGCAAGAAUAUGGUGCUAGAUGAGGACGAGGACGGAAUGGUCAAGAGCGACUCCCAGGAAGCAUUGCACCCUGGAAAACUGGAGAUGAACUUUGAAGAGCUGCUAAAGCAGAAGGAGGAAGCCGAUAGGAGGUGCAAAGUGGCGGCGCGCAAGAAGAAAAUGGAGCAGGAGAAACAGGAGUUUGAACAGCUCAGACAAGAGAUGGGAGAGGAUGUGGUGAAUGAGAGCUCUGAUACAGUAAGUAAGGAGUAUGAGGAGCUGAAGAAACUCAAGAGGACCGGCUCGAUCCAGGCCAAGAACCUCAAGUCCAAGUUUGAGAAGAUCAAGCAGUUGAAAGACGAGGAGGUCCAGAAGAAGAUUGAGGAUGUGAGAGCAAAGAGAAAGGCUGUAGAUGAGGAAAUCAAAGAGAGGGAAGAAGAGAGGAUCCAGGAGGAUGAUGAUGAAGGCAAAAAGGACAGAGAGAAAGGGGCUGAGGAGGCUCCGUUCAGACAGAAGGUUGACAUGCGCGCACGGUUUGAACAAAUGGCCAGAGCCAGAGAGGAGGAGGAGAAGAAGAGGGUGGACGAACAGAAGCUUCAGAGGAUGCAGUUCGAACAGCAAGAGAUUGACGCCGCUCUCCAAAAAAAAAGGGAAGAUGAGGAGGAGGAAGAGGGAAGCAUCAUCAAUAGCUCGGCAGCCUAUGAGGAUGAGGAGGACCACGCCAGGUCAGGGGCUCCGUGGUUUAAGAAGCCCCUGAAGAACCAAUCGGUGGUGGAUGCCGAGCCAGUGCGGUUCACGGUGAAGAUCACCGGGGAGCCCAAGCCGGAGGUGACCUGGUGGUUUGAGGGGGAGAUGCUCCAGGACUGUGAAGACUAUCAGUACAUAGAGAGAGGAGAGACAUUCUGCCUCUACCUGCCAGAGACCUUCCCAGAGGACGAAGGAGAGUACAUGUGCAAGGCUGUCAACAGCAGAGGCACCGCCGCCAGCACCUGCAUCCUAACGAUAGAAACUGAUGACUACUGAUGCUCUGCUUUUUCUGGAACUUUCCCUGUCUCUCACUCCUUUUGUAAAACUUCAUCCCUCAUGGUAGGGCCAAAAAGAGGAGGAAACAGCAUUAUGCUCUCCAUUCCUUCUCGGGAUACACACAACAUGAAAAGUGCAAUAUCGUGUUGUUUACGUAUUGCUCAUCAUUCAUCAAUAAAGCUGCACUCCCUUUCAGUAUUACGUUUAGGAUGAAAUCUGUGCCAAAUCACAUAUUGAUCCCCCGAGUGAUUGCUGUCACGAAUGAUGUUCAGAUUGAUUUUGUGAUCAUAACAUCACAUAUCAAGGCUGUUCCUGGAGGGCUGAAACGCUUCUGGUUUUCAUCCUCUCCUUCUAAUCAGGGACUAAUUCAGACUUGGGACACCAGGUGAGUGCAAUUAACUACUCGGUAGAAACAAAAAAACGGAAAUGUUUUGCAUUCCAGGACCGGAAUUGAAUAACACUGUCAUAAAUCAUAACAUCUUUGCAUCAGGGAAAGUCUCCCUUCAAAGGUAAAAUUUCAGAAAGUUCCAUUUGAGAAUAUGGUGCAACCCAAUUUAAAGCCUAAUGAAAUACCUGUAAAAUAGACACAGCAGUAUGCAUUGCACAGUUUAUUUGCAGAAUUGUUUACUAAUAAAAUAAUGAUCUAAUUAGGAUUUUUGUUUCUUUUCAUUUUUAAUAUUUGAAUAAUUAUCUGAAAGGUUUGGUUGUAAUGUACACUUAGAUUUUUCAUAUCCCAAAAGUAUUUUUCACAUUGAGUUAAAGUACAACUCUACAGGAAAUUGAUUAUAUAAUUGUCUUGGACACUGUUGUAUGGCUUGAAAUACAGUAUAGUGACAUGUU